Oncorhynchus tshawytscha (Chinook salmon) is the source of this 4146-nucleotide messenger RNA. Its product is annotated as cyclin-dependent kinase 5 activator 1. The record is from RefSeq and is a predicted model, not a curated record. Gene Ontology annotation, molecular function: protein kinase binding; cyclin-dependent protein serine/threonine kinase activator activity. Gene Ontology annotation, biological process: positive regulation of cyclin-dependent protein serine/threonine kinase activity; activation of protein kinase activity; brain development. Lineage: Eukaryota; Metazoa; Chordata; Actinopteri; Salmoniformes; Salmonidae. Gene Ontology annotation, cellular component: protein kinase 5 complex; cytoplasm. The transcript has 3 exons. The coding region runs from base 887 to 1942 and encodes 351 amino acids.
CCGCCUCGCUCAACUCUGUGCGCUCAGUGGUUUACGGGGACCGAUUUGAAGGGUUGACAAGGAGAAUCGCUUCCCCGGUACCCCGUCCCUCUUCACCGGGUAGCCUAGAAGCUUAGUAUGCUAUCCCUGUCCCUCCGCUCGUUCCACGUUGAACAGAAUGGCCAGAGACGCAUAGAGAACUGUCUGGAUUUUGAAGGUGAAGGACUUUGUAUUUACAUAAAGUUCUGUAGGCUAUAAAUACUGCGUAUUUGAUCGCGAGGAUGGCUGCGAAGAUGGAAUUAAUCGAAAGGACAGUAAGGUCCGAUAUCAGAGUGAAAGUUUGCACAGCACUCCCUCUGAGAUGGAGACGCGAAUAACAUAAUUUAUUCACUUUUUAUCAUAGCGGAGCGGCCUUUUGGAUUUAUUGUCUGCAGCUAUUACGCGGCGCCGGACACCUGCACCCGACUUGGCCGAGACGGCUUCUACGCGGCUCUCCGCUCAAUAACAAAUUGCUCAGAAGCGCUUCUUGAACUGAAUCGAUCAUUUCUACUCGUAUCUGAACUGUUGUCAAUGGUAGGCUACUUCCACACAGGCAGUUCAUUUGUUGCGCUUUGUUGUGCAGUUCUGUAAAUCACUGAAUGCGACGGAUAGGCGACAGUGGACAUCCGAUAAUAAAUUGAUACUGGAUGUGUCUUCAUGGGCAUUUGAAUAGUGUCAGCAUCAACUGAAAAGUAACAAAGCUCAACUAAGCUUUAUAAAUGUCUUCCUCAGUCAUCUCUUCAUAUCGCUUCUCCGUCCAGUAUUCACUGCCUGAUUUGUAAUCGCUAAAACAGGAGAGAACUGUGCCUCCACAUCGCCCUGUCCAAAUUCAAAGCCAGUGUAAUAUUCUUUAAAGCACUGACUCACAAUGGGCACAGUACUAUCCCUUUCCCCUGCAUUCAGGAAGAACAGCUACUAUGACACGCGGCCUGGCUCACUCAACCAUUACCCGAGCCUGAGCAGCCGUUCGCUCAACACUCAGAAAGACCGCGCCAGUGGCCUGAAACGGGGACAGUCAAUCUUUCUCCCAGCCCUCACCUGGAAACGCCUUGUCGCCUCCACCAAGAAACGAGGGGGCUCUAAGAAAUGUCCUGGGGGUCCGGGGUCACUUGGAGACCCCCUCAACAACAACAACAACAUCUACCAGAAGGAUCCGGUGUUGCACCUCAACCGCGAGAAUGUCAAGAAGUCUCUGUCGUGUGCCAACCUCUCAAGCUACGACGGGCCAACGGGACUGGGUCUGGGGAUAGGCUUCGGCCAGGGGCACUACAGCUAUGGCAUGGGCAUGAAGCCCCAGCAGCUGUCCUCUGUCAAGAAGGUGCCCCACCAAGGAACGGCUGCCUCAUCCCCCAAGCGCAUCAUUGUCCAGGCGUCCACCAGUGAACUCCUCCGGUGCCUGGGUGAGUUCCUGUGUGGCCGCUGCUACCGGCUGAAGCACCUCUCCCCUGCGGACCCGGUGCUGUGGCUGCGGGCGGUGGACCGCUCUCUGCUCCUCCAGGGCUGGCAGGAUCAGGCCUUCGUGACUCCGGCCAACGUGGUGUUUGUCUACAUGCUGUGUCGUGAUGUGGUGGAUGGAGACCUGGUGGCGUCAGAGCACGAGCUUCAGGCCACACUACUCACCUGUCUCUACCUGUCCUAUUCCUACAUGGGCAAUGAGAUAUCCUACCCACUGAAACCUUUUCUGGUGGAGGCUGGCAAGGAGGCCUUCUGGGACCGCUGCCUAGCCAUCAUCGACGCCACCAGCGCCAAGAUGUUGCGCAUCAACGCCGACCCGCACUUCUUCACCCAGGUGUUCGCUGAGCUGAAGAGUGAAGGGGGCUGCAGCCCACAGGACUACAGCCGCGUGCUGGACCGGAACUGUGACUCUACCUGUCCAAUCAAACACCUCAGCAGAACCCUGGAACUCGGUUUGACUGUUGGAUGAAACUACUGAUUGGCCGACAGGAUAUUCUUUGCAACCCCAUUGGUCAAGAGAUUCUCCUUCACUACAAAUGGACUAAAUAUGGAGAGUCAACCAGGAAUAAAACAAAAGACUGUUGGACCCUAUUCUAUGAACUACAUGGGUAGGACUCAAGCAAAGACUAUUGCACCUCAACCAUCCAGGAUAUUUCAAAUGGAUCUCAGGCCCUAGUUUGGCAUAGUGGGAGACUGGUUUGGCGGGAAUAUCAGGCGAAGGCUGUUUAAGUCACCAUUGCUCUGUGAGUUCUGGUGAACUUGUUUUCUCAGUGUGUUUUUCUGCUGUGUUGGAGUAGAAUUUCAAUGGCACACCUAUAACAGUCUCAGUGCAGACUUAAAGGGAUAGUUACAAUUACAAAAUGACAUAUUGGUUUGAAAUAUCCCUUUAAAAGAAGUAGAAAAUUGUGCAGCUUAAAAUGUUGCUGUGUGACAAAAUAAACUGACGACAGGAAAAACCAAAAAAUGGGUCAUAUCUUGUUACUGUGGUGGUGAGCAUGCCAGAUAGACUAGCAUUUAUUGUUUUGUUUUACGUUUGCUUUUUUGUUUUGAUUUGCUUUUGCUUUAAUGCCGUAAAUGUGUUUUCAAUUAAAUGUUAUUUCCUUAACUUAAAAAAUGUAAUCAGUUCAUCCCUAGUCGUGGGAGAAGAUCUGAUGUCAAACAGUAUUAGUAUAUAAUUCAAGGGGUAAUUCAAGUCAUGAUGACUGUUAUAAUUAUAACUGCAGAUUUGAAGUGUUAUUGUCAUUGUGGAUGUUAUGUUAUUGAAUGACAGAGAUAGAGUCUACAGUACCUGUAUUCUCAUUUUAUUUUGAUGAACCUUUGUCUUUAACAUCUCGAAGAAUGUGAAAUCACGUAAACAAUGAUAACAUAGUUUCUCCCAUUUCUCCACCGCUAUGUCUUAGUGUUCAAAGAUGUCAACACUGCGAUUUCAGACAGUUUUUGACACAACACUGUUCAGACACGGUAGAUCUGGUGGUAUAAUGGUAUAAUUGGCAUCAUUGUGAUGGGUGGUGGGUCAGGAGGCUGGGUACGUAGGGUCGCAUCCCAAACGGUACCCUAUUCCCUAUAUAGUGCACUACUUUUAACCAGAGCCCUAUAGACUAUAUAGGGAAUAGAGUAAUAUUUGGGACACACCCUAGCUUUCUGUUAGAAGGAAGUGUUUCAGUUUGUGCUUGUCUCACUUCCUCUGAGGAUGUUGUGAAAUGGGCGGAUGAUUGAUUUUCACGAAAACAUCAACAUAAUUUUGUAAUGGCUGCUGUGUGUAUAGCAAAUGCAUAAUCAUUGGAAUCAAUGGCGAGGCCUCAUCAAUGCGACAACAGACGGUGAAUUGAUGCACAAUGGAAGACAUUGUAGUGGUCAGAUCACAGACAGGCGUCCCCACACAAGCACCUCCGGUCCUUACCCUCAUUGUAGCUAUGUCUUAACCCACAGCACUGCAUAUAACUGAGGCCUCUGCUUCUUUUCAAGGCUACAUAGCACUCCUAUUUAUAUGAAAGGAAAAUACUUAAACAAAAUACUGAACAAAACAUCAAUAAAGAACUGUCUGAAUGAUCAGUGCUUUGAGUUAGACACUUACCUGUUGCCAACCCUCUCAUAAGACCUGUACCCUUCAGUCUCCUCUCACCGUUGCUGCCAACUCAACCCUUACCCCAGGUUUCCAUGGUUACCUGGCACUGACUGACAAUGUCAUUGUGAUAAAACUCAGUUGAAAUGGAGAGACCAGAGUUACUUUUAUAAAGCCACCUCAUAUGUGUGUACAGAUGUAGGAUCUUACUUUGAUCACCCUAGUGUGGGGACAUUUAAAACUUGUAGUGAAUUUGAGGUUUAAAAAGGCUUCUGAAGUUUGUAUUUUACACUUUGAAAUUUCAGACUUAAUUUCUUCCCUUUUGAAAAAUGUAUCAACCCUUACAAAAAUGUCCAUUAAUUAUAAUCCACAUAAUAAUCCACAUUUCCUGUUGCUGCAGGAUUAUUUUCCUGUUGUAGCAAACUGGCUCAAAUUAAGAUCCUACAUCUGUAUGCAACUCAAUGUGUCUAAUAUUGUUGUUGGGGAACACUUGAAGAUGAAAACAAUGUGACUUUGUUUUUCAUGUUAAAAUGCAAUUUUGUUUCCUUUUUUCAUUACGAUGUUGAUGAUUAUUGCUAUUAUUAUUCAAUAAAGUAUUGAGGUGAAAUUCC